This is a messenger RNA of Hypoxylon fragiforme, 2077 nucleotides long. RefSeq names its product allantoinase. The record is from RefSeq and is a predicted model, not a curated record. Gene Ontology annotation, biological process: purine nucleobase catabolic process. Gene Ontology annotation, molecular function: allantoinase activity. The transcript is spliced from 3 exons. Gene Ontology annotation, cellular component: cytoplasm. NCBI's taxonomy places the organism in Eukaryota, Fungi, Ascomycota, Sordariomycetes, Xylariales, Hypoxylaceae. Bases 277 to 1890 code for a protein of 537 amino acids.
CUAGUAAAUCACCACAUCCAUAGUACCAUUGAGCUAAGACGUUGUUGGUCUUCCGUUGCUCGACCGCACACUAUCUUCUUAUCUUUCUUUCUUUGUCUUUCUUAUCAUUCGCCCACCCACCACCUUUAAGGCACCUUAAAGGGGUCUCGCGAUAACCAAAAACCCCUGUUCUCGCCUUUGCUUCAUUGUUGUCUUUAUCUGCCAGCCAGCCUCGUUAUCUGUCAGCGUCUUGCCUCUUUUCGGAGUAUUCGCCAGCAAGAUAAUUGACCUUACAUAAUGACCAUUACUUCUAGACCACAUGGGGGCUCGUUAACCGUUAUCGUGUCCACGAGAGCGGUGUUAACCCUGCCCGAUGAUAGCCUCUUUCUCAGUCCAGCUACCAUAUCUAUUUCACCUACUACCGGGAAGAUAGUUGAAAUUGCACAUACUAUCCUACCCAAGGUGUCAUUUCCCCCUUCGACCACCUAUAUCAACUACGGCUCCAAACUCAUCAUCCCGGGACUCGUUGACGCCCACGUGCACCUUAACGAGCCAGGCCGGACAGAAUGGGAGGGGUUCAAUACCGGCACCAGAGCGGCUGCUUCUGGUGGUGUGACUACCGUGGUUGAUAUGCCGCUUAAUGCUAUUCCGCCUACUACCACCUUGGCUGGCUUCAAGGAAAAGCUUGCUGCUAGCAAAGGCCAAUGCUGGGUUGAUGUAGGGUUUUACGGAGGCGUUAUCCCCGGAAAUGCGAAUGAGUUGCAACCGUUAGUGGAAGCAGGCGUUCGUGGGUUCAAGGGGUUCUUGAUCGAAUCGGGUGUCGAGGAGUUUCCAGCCAUCUCGUCUGGGGAUAUCGCGCUCGCUAUGAAAGCAUUGAACGGCGCACCGACGACGCUUAUGUUUCAUGCCGAGAUGAUUCCCCCGAUUGCAGAUUCUGUUGGUGACGCAGUGCAAGCCUCGGACCCCCCGCUAGCGCCCCACGGCGAAUUGAAGUCGUACCAAACAUUCCUAGAAUCCCGACCACCGUCCUUCGAAACCUACGCGAUCGACGAGAUUAUCUCCCUUGCGCCCCUGGCUCCAAGUCUACAUCUUCAUAUCGUACACCUGUCGGCAACCCAAGCGAUCCCGAUCCUCAAAGCUGCCCGCAAGUCCGGAAUAGACAUCACUGCUGAGACGUGCUUCCAUUACUUGGGAUUGGCAGCUGAAAGCGUUGAAGAUGGUGACUGCAGAUACAAGUGCUGUCCGCCAAUUCGCGAACAACUAAACCAAGAUGGGCUUUGGGAGGAACUGAUGGCGCCGGACUCGUGCAUUAAGACGGUCGUUUCCGACCAUUCGCCCUGCACACCGGAGCUCAAGCUCCUCCCGCCUCACCUCCUGACCAUUGAAGCUCCUAAUAUGCACCAUUCCGAUUCGGGUAUCGAUAUGACGGCAGACUUGGCCCUGACGGAACAAGAGCAGACGCAGGAAAAUGCACAAGUAGCCAAACAAGUGGGCGACUUCUUUGCGGCGUGGGGCGGCAUAUCGUCGGUCGGGCUUGGCCUACCUAUCCUUUACUCAUCAGCUAAGAAACGUACCGCUGCCGGCAGCGUAGCUCCGAGCAUCCUCGACAUCGUGCGCUUAUGUUCUGUUGCGACUGCUAAACAGGUCGGACUAUCGCACCGCAAGGGGGCGCUCAAAGUGGGUAUGGAUGCCGAUAUUUGUGUGUUCGAUGAUACGGAGGAAUGGGUGCUGAACUCCGGUGGUAUGCAUUGGAAAAACCGUUGCUCGCCUUGGGAAGGUCAGCGAUUUGCGGGCCGCGUCAAGGAAACUUGGCUACGAGGUCAGAAAGUCUUCGAGUAUGGAGGCAUUAAUGGUGGAUUCAUUAGUGGAAAGCCCGUGGGUGAGGCAAUCACGGAGAAGAGGAUGGCUUGAGCAUUAGAAAAAGACUGGGCGCGGGGUUGAUGAAAUGGGGAAUAGAUGGGGAAGACGGAGAAGCAAACAAAGCUGGCGUUAAUGACUGAUAUUUCGUGAUGAACUUAAUGACAAAGCAUGGAUUGCGAGUAGGGGAAUAGGAGUGGUUUCAGACGGAGUCCAGGCAUCAUACAUAUUACGCAUCUGU